Molecule: messenger RNA, 1665 nt
Organism: Peniophora sp. CBMAI 1063
Lineage: Eukaryota; Fungi; Basidiomycota; Agaricomycetes; Russulales; Peniophoraceae
Source: the annotation of a GenBank genome assembly
AUGCUCAAGCAUUCUUUGGGAGCACGCAGCCCCAUCUUUCGUCUGGAAACGGACUCGCUCCGGGCCAUCUUCGAGUUCGUCGCAGACGUCGAUCGCCCGCAUCCCGAUUCCCCAUCCGUGGUCAAAUGCUGGAUGAAGAUAGGGCACAUAUGUCGACUAUGGCGCCUGAUUCUCCUAGAUAUGCCAGCGCUGUGGGCGCGCGAUCUAUGUGUGUUCGGAUGGCAUACCUCGUUCGAUAUGAUCUUAGGCCGUGCGCGAGAUGCGCCUCUUUGUCUCGACUUCUUCCCCAAUUUGCGCCAUGGAGGUCUAGAAGAUGCGCCGAGUGACCUUAUUGCUCGUAUGGCUCCGCUAGUAGCUAGAGCGCGUGAGCUCUCAUAUUUCGUCGAGGCUUCUAAGGACUACGAUACCAUCGUCGCGGCCAUCUCUCAGCACACAAGCAGCUUGAAGGAGCUGACUGUAGACUGGUACAUGCCAAAAACGGCAGAUGCGACAUGGCACCCUGUGCGGCUCCCUCCUGAUUCCUGUAUCAAUUACCUUGAAAUGCAAAAUAUCAUUAUAUUCCCUCCACUCAACGGGUGUUUGACACGGUUGAUCAUCAAUCUUAUCAGCCUGCCGGAUGAAAUCCGGUUUCCCCACCACGAGAUUGUAGACAUUUUACUCGGCAAUCCGGCGCUAGAGUUAGUGGAGAUGAGAAACGCCAUGCGUGAAGGUCACACUCAGCUCGGUCGGCCUCGCAUUGUCCUGCCAAAGCUAGCGCACUUCGGCGUACAACGUAACGCCGCUCGUGCAUGCCCGUCUACGUUUUCCCUCCUCGCGCUCUUGGACUUACCUGCGGUUACGAACCUGAGGAUAAUAGAGAGUCACGUCAGUACAAGAGCGCAGGUCUCUGAAGGUUUUGAUGCCGUACUCAGAGCGUGCUCUACCUCUCCUAUCCUCGCGUCGCCCACUAUCUCGCUUCACGUCGACAGGGAAUGGACAUUUAGAACCCAACUCCCUCCCAUGCUGAAGGUCUCUAUCAGCUCUACACCAUGCGCGAUUUCGCCGUCAGGGAACUCAAUACACCCCGUACUUAUACUUUCCACGGCUCCUGAUUCGCACGCUGAGCUGGAAAGAACAGAGUCAAACGCAAUGCUUAUGGCCGUAUUGCAUCAGCUCGAGGAUGUUGGCCUACCCGAUCGCGUCGUCAGACUAUCAUGGGCACCAGAUCCAUCCGAAGCAGAGCCCGAGUAUUGGUCCACGGUACUAUGCCCUUUCCCGAACGUGUCCUACCUCACGGUCAGAGGAAACACGAAUGCGAUUAUCAACUCGCUUGACACGCUUAGACGCUGCGACGACGAUGUCCUCGUGGUUCCUCACUUGAGUUGCUUGGAGAUCAGCCACGACAAGGUCCUCGAGGAGUUUCCAUGGUCGGCGCACUUCGAGGUUAUGCUCCACGAGCGAGCAGGGGCGGGAAGACCUAUUCGGGAGGUUCGUCUCGGAAAGCCACUGCUCAAGCCUGCGCCACACGAAACCUCGUUGCCGCGUUAUGUAGCUGUCAUAGAUUACAUGGAGGCUAUAGCGCGAAGACUGGACGCCAGUAUGGUCGUGCAAGAAUGGUCGGAGAGCUGGGCUCGCGGAGCUUUAGGAACAGCGUUCAUUCUCGAUUACAAAGACUCCAGUGUAUGA